Messenger RNA from Octopus sinensis (East Asian common octopus), 1992 nucleotides. RefSeq names its product slit homolog 2 protein-like. The transcript has 21 exons. Gene Ontology annotation, molecular function: protein binding. NCBI's taxonomy places the organism in Eukaryota, Metazoa, Mollusca, Cephalopoda, Octopoda, Octopodidae. The record is from RefSeq and is a predicted model, not a curated record. Gene Ontology annotation, cellular component: plasma membrane. The annotation marks the transcript as partial.
UACCUUGAAUAAAAACAACAUCACCACAUUCCCGAAAGACAUAUUUGGAAAUAUGAAGAAAUUGAGAAUUUUACGUAUCGGUGACAAUAACUUGGUGUGCGACUGUCACCUCAGCUGGUUGGCAAUAUGGUUGAGAAAGAACCCUCGACUGGGACUUUUUACCAAAUGCUAUGAACCCAUGAUUCUCAGGAAUCAGGCCAUAGAAGUGCUACAAGCGAAGGAUUUCAAAUGUGCUGGCUACGAGCGACUCCAUUCUAAAGAAUGCCUUUCCGAAAUGUUGUGCCCUCGACGUUGCAGCUGCAUCGAAGGAGUCAUAGAUUGCCGGGGCCAGGAACUAAAAGUCAUCCCUGAUUUCAUUCCAGAAAGUACAACUGACCUUCGCCUUGACGAGAAUCAUAUUACACGUAUCCCACCAAAGGCCUUCGCUGAUUAUAAGAACUUACGUCGUAUAGACUUGGGCAACAAUCAAAUAUCAUUUGUAGCCUCAGACGCCUUUGCUGGCUUAACUUCACUAAACUCAUUGAUUCUCUAUGGAAACAAACUUGUUGAUCUUCCACACGGCGUGUUCCGUGGUUUAACCUCAUUACAAUUACUAUUACUCAAUGCUAAUAAAAUAAAUUGCAUUCGAGAAGACACCUUUGUUGAUCUUGGGAAUCUCAAUUUACUAUCUCUCUAUGAUAACAAGAUUGAAAGUCUUUCCAAUGGAACAUUCUUACCAUUGAAGAAUAUACAAACUCUGCAUCUAGCUCGCAAUCCAUUCAUCUGUGACUGCAACCUGCGCUGGUUGUCUGAAUAUCUGCACAAUUAUCCAGUGGAGACCAGUGGUGCUCGCUGUGAAAGCCCACGGCGCAUGCGCAGGAAGAAGAUAGGCAAUAUCAGAGGAAGCAAGUUCAAGUGCAAAGGAUCAGAGCAACAACGUACAAGGAAUGCUGGUAUAUGUGCAAUUGUCUCCCAGUGUCCCUCUGACUGUGAUUGCUCAGGAACUACAGUCGAUUGCUCAGGUCGCAGAUUAAGCAAACUUCCUGAUACUUUGCCAGACUAUACCACACAUCUAAACCUUGCUGACAAUGAAAUCAUAAGGAUUGAUACCACAAGUAUUCUGAGACGUUUGCCAAGCUUAGAAAUCUUGGACCUCAAGAAUAACAAAAUCACCCACAUUGAGGAUAAUGCUUUCAGCAACCUCAAUAACCUCCAGGAACUUAUUCUCACGGCCAACAAACUGACCAAAGUUAGUGCAGCUACCUUCAAAGGAUUGACAAAUUUAAGGAUACUGAAUUUACCAUUCAACAGAAUUGGCUGUGUCAGCAAUGAUACCUUCAACUCACUCACAAACCUUCGGUUCUUAUCCCUCUUCGACAAUGAGAUCCGCUGUAUAAUGGAAGGAUCCUUCAACAAGUUACACUACAUGUCAACAUUGAAUUUAAUGUCCAAUCCAUUCAACUGCAACUGUCACUUGGCAUGGCUGCCAUUGUGGCUAAAAAGCAAGAACUUCGUAACUGGACACUUAACAUGCCUGACACCUCACAAUCUUAAAGAUUCGCCCAUCAUUAGCCAUAAGGCAUCGGACUUCGUCUGUGAAGCAAAUCUAAAUGUUGAGAUGGGAUGCAAUGUUGCAAAACCAACCUGUUGUCCAUCUGCUGCUAUGGAGAAAAUGGAGAACAGUUGUGACCCAAGGGCUUAUUGCCCACCAAGGUGUGUAUGUUCUGGGACAGUUGUACGCUGCAUCAAACAAGGGCUGAAGCAUUUCCCUAGAGACAUCCCAAUGGAUACAACAGACCUAUACUUGGACUUUAAUAACAUCACCGUUGUUCCCAGAGAGAUCAGCCGAUUAACCAAGCUGACACAGCUAGACCUCAGUUACAACCAGAUUGAAACUCUGCCGGAUUAUGCUUUUGCUAACCUUUCUCAUAUGUCAACUCUAAUACUCAGUUAUAAUCCGCUUCAGUGUGUUGCUGAAACAAGUUUCUCUGGACUUACCAAAUUACGAAUACU